AUGGCCGAUUCGGGUCUUCGACACCGUGGUCACCACGACCACAAUCCUGCCGAGCUUACUGAACUUCAACGCCUCGAACUCGAGCACGCUCAGCGAGAUGCCGGCGCUCUUGAAGAUCUCCAGAACUCGGAUGCCCUGGUCACCGAUCAAUCCGAGUUCACUGGACGGUAUUACUCCCGAAUGGCAACAGCAUGUUUCUCCAUCAGUAUGGGUACUACUGGUUCAUACUUCGGCUUCACCUGCCCGGCGUCUCUGCUAACCUACAUCAAUGAGGAUAUUGGGCCCAGCAACAACGCUAGCUUGGUCUCCAUCAUCUGGACUGCUGCUUGUGCCAUUGCGAUUAUUCUUUUCGGUCGAUUGUCUGAUAAGUUCGGCCGAAGAUGGUUUGUCGUUGGAGCUUCAUUCAUGGGUGUUAUCGGAGGUAUCAUUGCCUCUCGAGCUCAAAAUAUGGAUACACUCGUCGGCGCAAAUGUCUUGAUCGGUCUUUCUGGUGGUGUCCACACCUGUUAUGGUCUGACCAUGGGUGAACUCGUCCCCAACCGCUACAAGACAGCAGCCUUUUCCGCGGUCGUGGUUCUGUGUUUCGUCGGUAUCUCCUUUGCGCCAAUCAUUGGCUUCAGGCUCAUCAAGCUUGGUCCAGGAUGGAGAUUCAUCUAUUAUAUCUACAUCAUCUUCAUGGCUAUCGCGACCAUCUCGCAAUUUUUCUUCUACAAGCCGCCGUCAUUUAAGCAGCUUCACGGUGGAAAGCGAACCAUCAUGCAAGAAGUCAAGCGUAUUGACUUCGUCGGGUUGUUCCUUCUGACCGCCGGAAUCGUGCUCUUCAUCCUCGGUAUCUCGUGGGGUGGUCAACCCAUUCCAUGGAAGUCAGCACAGAUUCUCUGCCUUCUUAUCAUCGGCUUUGUGCUCUGUGUGCUGUUUGUUCUUUGGGAGAUCUACUCCAACGUGCCGAAUCCUCUCAUGCCUAUGUAUUUCUUCAAAGAUAUCAAAGGAUUUACCUGCUUGGCAAUUAUCGACGCGAUUUCCGGAGCUGGAUAUGUUGCGCCUUCCGUCAUCUGGCCUAUGCAGGUCGCUAAUAUAUACGCUGCUGGUUCCAAUCCUGUCGGCUGGGAAGAACAGGCAUGGUUGACCUCAGCCGUGACAUUCGCCAUCGUCGGAGGUAUCGUGUUCUGGGGAGCUAUUCUGCCAAUCAUCAAGCAUGUCAAGAAACAAAUGAUCUUGAUGGCAUUGAUGGUGCUCGCCUUCUCCGGAGGUCUCAUUGCCUCGAGCAGAGACAACAAAGGUCGAAAUGCGGCAUUUGCCUUCCUCUCCAUGUUUGCCGAUGGUAUGCUCGAGAUCACACCACUGUCAUUGGUGCAAAUUUCUGCCAACGAUGCCGAUCUAGGCACGGUCUUCGGAAUCAUCUGUCUCUUCAGAACUGUCAAUGGCUCGAUCUUCACUGCCAUCUACCUAGCCAUCUUCCAAAACACACUCCCUAAGGAAAUCGCCAAGUUUGUUCCCAGCGCAGUCGAGGCUGCUGGACUUCCCUCCUCUUCUCUUGAUGAACUAAUGACGGCUGUCGGCGUGGGUACCGCCGAUGCUUUGAACGCGGUUCCUGGCAUGACCGGCGGCAUCCUAAAUGCCACUCUCGAUGCUCUUGUCGAUGCCAAGACUGCUUCCUUCUCCUACAUGUACUAUGCCACCAUCCCAGUCAACGUUAUCAUGUUGGGUGCAGUUCUUUUGAUGAAGGACUACGACAAGCUUCUUACUACUCACGUCCCUCGACAAGUCUAUGCCAAUGGUGAAGGUGUUGAGCACCACGAGAAGUUCGGCGAUGUUGAGGGAAGCCCCGCAAACCCAAGCUCCGAGAAGGGACAGAACCUUGAGAUUGAAGCUGCUACCGCUGGCAGUAACUCCGGCCGCGAAGAUGUCCGCUAA
This is a messenger RNA of Exophiala bonariae, 1914 nucleotides long. RefSeq lists its product as uncharacterized. NCBI's taxonomy places the organism in Eukaryota, Fungi, Ascomycota, Eurotiomycetes, Chaetothyriales, Herpotrichiellaceae. Gene Ontology annotation, biological process: transmembrane transport. Bases 1 to 1914 code for a protein of 637 amino acids. The transcript is spliced from 7 exons. The record is from RefSeq and is a predicted model, not a curated record. Gene Ontology annotation, molecular function: transmembrane transporter activity. Gene Ontology annotation, cellular component: plasma membrane.